GGGAUGGGUCACCUAAUCAAACAUUGUUCUACCAAUUUCCUCGAAGAAGAAGAAGAACAUUAAGAAACUUAAAACAAUGUCAAAAUCUCAUAAACUAAUAAGAAACCAAUCAAAUUCGUCCAUUUUUCCCUCUUUUCUUUUUCUCUUUCUUUCUCCCAAUCACUCUUCAGAUUCCGGGGAAGAGAAAAGAGAGAAAGAAAGAAAGAUUCAAUCUUUAUUAGCCGGAGAUGGAUUCGCCAAACUGGGAACUCCGUGGUUGUUGUAACCGGAAUCAAAAUACUUUCCUCAUCACCAUCGGAGUCUUCACCGUAGUUAUCCUUCUGCUAUGGAGGACAUUUCUAUUGACUCCAUUUAAACUCAUUACGGUGUUUUUGCACGAAGCUAGUCAUGCCGUUGCUUGCAAGCUUACAUGUGGAGAUGUAAGGAGCUUUCUCACUUCAACUACUAGUCUUCAAAUGAACUUAAAAGGGUAUAAGAUUGAUUUUAGGUCACUUGAACCCUUGAUUUAGUUUGCAAACAUGAAUGUGUUUCCUUCCAUUUGUAAAAUGUUGCUGUGUAAGAGCAGAGAAGAUCUUCUGGUUUCCUUAGAUAGAAAGAUUUUUACUUUAGCAAUAUGUCAGUUCAUUCUUCUCUCUGGACAUGACUGUUAGUAUAGCCAUAGAUAAGAGGUUGCAGUAUCCUUAUAUGUCUUGCUAUCUGUUUUAUCCGUAAUCAUAUUUUUAGACGAUUCUUGCUUGCUUCCAUUGUUAAUGUGUAAACUACUAGCUUCUGUCAUUAGUUUAAGAACACACAGUGAGUCUACUUGAAUAAGUGCAGCUGCUCAAGCCUUAGCUGUAGGUCUACAUUAACUUCCCUAGGAGUGAAUGUAACAGAUUAUAGCUCUUUUGUGUUGGUUAGAAAGCUUUUAGUGAGGACUGGUUUUAUAAAGAUGUCUCUGCAGAUAGUUAGGGUGUAGAUUUGAUGGCGAUUUUGGUUCUGUAAGAGUAGGAGUGUUCAGCUUCAGGUCUUAGUCUUACUAUACUUCUGCUUGUGUUUCUUCUAGAUUGAUUGAUGCAUAUCACAAUUUUACCUUAUGCAAGUAUUGCAGUGACAAUGUGAGAUCUACAAACUUUCCUUUGCAAGUACUUCCUGUAUGAAACUUAUCUACCAGCUUCUCUCUAUGAGUCUUUAUGUUUUACCCCCUCAUAAGAAUUAUCUUGAAUAGGCUAUGUAAAGGUUGAACAUAAAUACCACCAAAUGUGUGCACCAUCUCUCUGUGAUUCUGCAACUAACAGUCGCAUAUAAUGUGGAUAAUGUGUUUCUACUAACAAAUUGUCACUCGUUUUGGUAAAUCAACUUCUUAUUGAAUCAAAAGGUAGAGGGGAUGGAGGUGAAUGCAAAUGAAGGGGGUUCGACCACAACACGUGGUGGCAUUUAUUGGUUGAUCUUACCUGCUGGCUAUCUUGGCUCAUCAUUUUGGGGAAUGGCAUUGAUUCUUGCAUCUACCAAUCUGCUUACAGCAAGAAUAGCUGCUGCUGGUCUUGGUCUUGCUUUAUUCAUCGUUCUCUUCAUUGCCAAAAACUGGACGCUUCGAGGGCUUUGUAUAGGUUUCAUAGUUUUCCUCGCUGUCAUAUGGGUUCUACAAGAGUUAACUACAGUCAAAAUUCUCCGUUAUGUCAUUCUGUUUAUUGGUGUGAUGAAUAGCUUAUUCUCAGUUUACGAUAUCUAUGAUGAUUUGAUAUCUCGGAGGGUCCAUUCGAGCGAUGCUGAGAAGUUCGCAGAGAUCUGUCCUUGCUGUACCGGUUGUGGCUGGGGUGUCAUCUGGGGAAUGAUAUCAUUUGCGUUUCUUUGUGCAUCGCUCUAUCUCGGGCUAGUGAUCCUAUCAUAAGAGGGUAUUCUUUGUUACUCAGGUUCAGAUUCUUCCCAGUGAAAUGCAUGCAAAGACAAAUAGUUUGACAAAAAGAUUGAUUCUUUAGAUCCCCUUGAUGUGUUUGGGAUUAACAUUGUCCAUUGAAAGUUUAGGUUUUAUUUGAAAGUUUGUAUUCUUUUUAUAUUGGAGCGUGUUGAUUAGAAUUCAUUGGAUAUUUGAUUUGGUCUAUGUUUAAUGUAUUGAAAGUUCGUUGACUUUUUCAAUAGAAGAUGUCCGUUGACUUUUGUUAAGCUUCUCAUUAUUGAAAAUUUGGAA
Arabidopsis thaliana (thale cress) is the source of this 2164-nucleotide messenger RNA. RefSeq names its product peptidase M50B-like protein. The transcript is spliced from 8 exons. Bases 1364 to 1867 code for a protein of 167 amino acids. NCBI's taxonomy places the organism in Eukaryota, Viridiplantae, Streptophyta, Magnoliopsida, Brassicales, Brassicaceae. The record is from RefSeq and is marked reviewed.